AGUAACUAAGUAUGCACUUUGCGUGCGAGGGUAAUAACUCGUGCAAGAGUUUCCCUAAUGCGCUAUUUUCUACAGUACCGGAGCUGGACGAGAAAGGCACGGGCCUCACCUUAGUGGAGCAGACUCCGCCUGAACCGUGGAAGAAAGAUGCCAGACCUCCCCAGGAAAUCGUACCGGGAGAAGUUCAGGUAUCCUUCCUGGCGCAUGCGUGCAUGGAGCUCAAACUUGGAGACAAGGUCAUGAUUUUUGACCCCUGGUUGACCGGACCCGCCUUUGCCAGGGGAUGGUGGCUGCUCCACGAACCGCCCGCUGAUUGGCUGGAAAGGCUGUCACGUGCUGACCUCAUGUACAUUAGUCAUGUACACUCGGAUCAUUUGAGCUACCCAACGCUAGAGAAACUGUCGGCAAGGAACCCAAACAUCCCAAUCUACGUAGGAGACACGUCCAUGCCGGUCUUUUGCAAGCUGGAGCAGAGCGGGGUCAAGUUAAACUGCAUCAAAGUCUGCAGCUUUGGUGUGUGGCAAGAGAUCAAUGUUGACCUUCGCUUCAUGAUCCUGAUGGACGGCGUUCAUCCUGACAUGGACACCUGCAUACUAGUUGACUACAAAGGUCAUCUGAUCCUGAACACAGUGGACUGCACUCAGCCAAAUGGUGGGCGGCUGCCUAAGAACGUGGACAUCAUGAUGAGUGACUUUGCUGGAGGAGCUUCUGGGUUUCCUAUGACAUUCGAAAACUUCAAAGGGCGGUACACCGAGGAAUGGAAAGCCAAGUUCAUCGCCACUGAGCGAAAAAAGCUGCUGUAUUACAAGACGCAAGUGGUUCGUGACGUCCACCCCAAGCUUUACUGCCCCUUCGCUGGUUACUUUGUGGAAGCUCAUCCUUCCGACAAAUACAUCUUGGACACAAACACAAAGAACCAGGCAGACCAGCUGAAUGCCCUCAUCAAUAAAUAUUCAGACCGUAUAGCAACUUGGACCCCAAAGCCUGGAGCGACUUUGGACAUGGCUCUGAUAUUAAACGACUCCGUUAACCACGGACUUGCAAUUGUAGACCCUCCAACGGGGACUAAGAUCUACAAAGACAGCUGGGAUUUUGACUUCUACAUCCAGAAGAUCAACGAGAGUAUUGAGAGCGAGAUUUUUGCCUACCCGAACUGGGUCCCCUUCUACUACCAAUGGGCGGGCUUUCGGGACUACAACUUGGUACUUCGGAUGAUAGAGACAGAUGACAACUUUCAGCCUGUUGAGGGCGGAUACGAUUUCUUGGUCGAUUUCUUAGACCUGACCUUCCCCAAACACCGACCUGCCAGGGAGCAUGCGUACCUACAGAUCAAGAACCGGAUAGGAGUUCAUCGGCAGACGGUUUUGAAAGGCCUAUUUUGGGAUGACCUCUAUAUCGGCUUUCAGAACAGGAUAUUACGUGACCCAGACACAUUUCACUACAAGUUCUGGAACCACAUGCAGAUCCUCCUGCCGCAUCACCCUCCGGACUGGGACGGUCUCCUGCGCAAACAGAUACAUGACGAUGACCACACCCCUGGUAGCGCGUCGGGAGAAAUGAGAGGCUCAAUCAACGUCCUAUGA
Branchiostoma floridae (Florida lancelet) is the source of this 1583-nucleotide messenger RNA. RefSeq names its product cytidine monophosphate-N-acetylneuraminic acid hydroxylase-like. The record is from RefSeq and is a predicted model, not a curated record. The transcript has 12 exons. Bases 12 to 1583 code for a protein of 523 amino acids. NCBI's taxonomy places the organism in Eukaryota, Metazoa, Chordata, Leptocardii, Amphioxiformes, Branchiostomatidae.